AAAAGAAAAAUGCAGAAGUGAAAAGUUUAGGGAGAGAGGAAAUAUCGGAGGAGAAUCAGAAAGACAAGACUCAGAGUAGAGGGUGGAUUAAAGAGCAGCCUGCAAUCAUGGCUCCUUGGACGAGGACCACCACAGAGCGGUACGGUGUGGUGAAGUGGAAUUUUGUUGGCAAAGGAGAGAAACAUCUUUCCCUGGAGGUAGGAGACACGGUCCACAUCCAGGAGGUCUGUGAUGGGUGGUACAGAGGAUACUUGGUUCGGAACAGAACCCAACAGGGAGUGUUCCCUGUCAGUUUUGUCCAUCUUAAGGAGGCCAUCGUUGAAAAACGAGGAGAUGAGGAGGUGGUGAUGUCUGCAGAGAUGCCCUUGGUGAAGGAGGUGACCACCACACUGAGGGAGUGGGGAAGCAUAUGGAAGCAGCUAUUUGUGGCCAAUAAAGAGGUGCGUGUGAAGCAGGUUCAGAGGCUGAUGUGGGAGCUGAUGGAGUGGCGUUCUCAGCUCCUGUCUGGCACCCUGCCGACUGACGAAUUCAAGGAGCUCAAGCAGAAAGUUACUUCCAAGAUUGAUUAUGGCAACAAGAUCCUGGAGCUGGACCAGGUUGUUCGAGACGAGAACGGAAACAUCUUGGACCCAGAGCGAGCGAGUGUCAUCAGUCUCUUUCGGGCCCACGAGGAGGCCACAGCCAAGAUCAAUGAACGCAUUAAAGAGGAGCAGUCCAACGUCCAGACAGACCACAGUGGGAUCUCAGCACGGAUCCAGUCCUCCCCCACCCACAGCCUCUACGUCUUUGUCAGGAACUUCGUCUGUCGCAUCGGAGAGGACUCGGAGCUCUUCAUGUCCCUCUAUGAUCCCAACAAACAGUGCAUCAUCAGUGAGAAUUACUUGGUGCGCUGGGGCAGCAAAGGUUUCCCAAAAGAGAUUGACAUGCUCAACAACCUGAAGGUCGUCUUUACAGACUUGGGGAACAAGGACCUGAGCAGAGAGAAGAUUUAUCUGAUCUGUCAGAUAGUGAGAGUGGGCAGGAUGGACCUGAAAGAAACAAACAACAAGAAGUGCACUCAGGGCCUGAGGCGGCCAUUUGGGGUGGCAGUGAUGGACAUUAGUGAUAUCAUCAAAGGGAAGAUUGAAUGUGACGAGGAGAAGCAGUUUUUCAUCCCCUUCUUCCCGGUGGUUGCUGAGAACGACUUUCUCCACACCUUACUGAACAAAGUGACAGCGUCGCGAGGAGACAGUGGUGGCCAAGGUCUAUGGGUCACUAUGAAGGCCCUUGUUGGGGACAUUGUCCAGAUCCGGAAGGAGUAUCCUCACCUGGUGGACCGCAGCACCGUGGUUGCCCGAAAGCUGGGCUUCCCAGAGAUCAUCAUGCCAGGAGAUGUGCGCAAUGACAUCUACCUCACCAUACAGGCCGGCGACUUCGACAAAUACAACAAAACAACACAGAAAAACGUGGAGGUCAUCAUGUGGGUGUGUGACGAGGAGGGCAAAGUCAUACAGAACUCCAUCUGUCUGGGAGCAGGGGAUAAGGCGGUCAGCGAGUACAGGUCUGUCAUCUACUACCAAAUCAAACAGCCCCGCUGGAUGGAGACAUUUAAGGUGGCAGUCCCUCUGGAAGAGAUGCACAGAAUCCAUUUACGCUUCAUGUUCAGACACCGCUCUUCCCAGGAGUCCAAGGACAAGAGCGAGAAGAACUUUGCUAUGGCUUUUGUGCGCCUGAUGAAGGAGGACGGGACGGUUCUGCAGGACGGACUGCACGACCUUGUGGUCUUCAAGGGUGAUAGCAAGCGCAUGGAAGACGUGAGCUGCUACUUGUCUUUGCCAUCAUCCCGCAACCACCACGGUGACCAACACAAGGGGGCAACGGUGAGUCGCAGCUCCAGCAGCGUGUCCGGCAGUGGAGGAGGCCUGUCAGUCAGCUCCAGAGACAGCUUCAGCAUCUCCACCCUGGUCUGCUCCACCAAACUCACCCAGAAUGUGGGCCUGUUGGGGCUUCUCAAGUGGAGGACUCGACCUGAACUUCUCAAAGGAAACCUGGAGAAACUCAAAAUCAUUGAUGGAGAGGAGGUGGUCAAGUUUCUGCAGGACACUCUGGACGCCUUGUUCAACAUCAUGAUGGAGCACUCUCAGACUGACGACUACGACAUCCUUGUGUUCGAUGCCUUGAUAUACAUCAUAGGUCUGAUCGCCGACAGAAAGUUCCAGCACUUCAACACAGUGCUGGAGGCCUACAUCAAGCAGCAUUUCAGUGCUACGCUGGCCUACAAAAAGCUGAUGUCGGUGUUGAAGAGGUAUCUUGAUGUGUCCAGCCGAGGAGAACAGUGUGAGCCCAUCCUCCGAACCCUCAAAGCCCUCGAGUACAUCUUCAAGUUCAUCGUUCGUUCACGCAUGCUCUACUCCCAGCUGUACGAGGGGAAGGAGCAGGCGGAGUUUGAGGAGUCACUGAGGAGCCUUUUUGAGUCCAUCAACAACUUGAUGCGGACAGACUACACCACCACGCUGCUGCUCAGGGUUGCAGCUCUGAAGUACCUGCCAACUGUCCUCCACGACGUUGAGAAAGUAUUUGAUGCCAAACUCCUCAGUCAGUUGCUGCAUGACUUCUAUGCCUGCAUCCCCCCUGAGAAACUCCAGAAACAGAAGGUGGCCUCCAUGACUGAAAUUGUCAGCAGCCAACUCUUCCAGAAACAAGAGUGCCGUGACGUGUUGCUACCCAUGAUGCUGCGGGAGCUUAGCGGGGCGCUGGCCAGUAUGGCUGAUGGGCCUCAUGAUGAGAGAAGAAAUAGCUUGGAGCUGCUCAACAACAUUCUGGAGGUCCUCAGCAGGGACAACGUGGGGGAAACAUUUCAACACAUCCAGGACAUUGUGGUGUCGCUGCUGAGAAUCAUAAACCGGACAGUCAUCACGAUGGGUCAAGAACAUGCUCUGAUUUCUAGGGUUGUUGCCUGCAUGACGGCUAUCCUCAGUCAGAUGGAUGAUCGUCACUAUGACACAUACAUAGAAACCUUCGCUGGGUCACGUGAUCUUGUGGACUUCCUGAUGGAGUCGUUCCUGCUUUUCAAGGCCCUGAUUGGGAAACAUGUGUAUCCCUCUGACUGGAUGGCCAUGAUCAUGGUACAGAACAGAGUGUUCCUGAGAGCCAUCAACACAUACGCCGACACAAUGAACCACAAGUUCCUCAAUAACGAUGACUUUGAAGUGCAGUUGUGGAAUAACUAUUUCCACUUGGCGGUGGCUUUUAUUACCCAGGAGUCUCUGCAGCUUCAGCAUUUCUCUCCAACCAAGAGGAACAAGAUUCUAGCCAAAUAUGGCGAUAUGAGAAGCCUCAUUGGCUUCGCUAUUCGAGACAUCUGGUACAAACUAGGCAGUCACAAGAUCUGCUUCAUCCCUGGUAUGGUGGGUCCCAUCCUGGAGAUGACUCUGAUCCCUGAGGAAGAGUUGAGGAGGGCCACUAUUCCCAUCUUCUUUGACAUGAUCACCUGUGAACAUGCUCAGUAUGGAAACUUCCAAAAGUUUGAGAAUGAGAUCAUUCUGAAGUUGGAUCACGAGGUGGAGGGUGGAGGAGGAGACGAACGUUACAUGCAACUACUGGAGACCAUCUUGUUGGACUGUGCUGCCCAGAAACCCACGCUGAAGCCCCAGGUGCAGCACUUUGUCUCCUUGGUGAAGGGACUCCUCAUUCGUCUCCUUGACUACCGCACCGUGAUGAGCGAUGACAGCCGCAACAACCGCAUGAGCUGCACUGUCAAUCUUCUGAACUUUUACAAGGACAUCAAUCGUGAAGGGAUGUACAUCAGGUACCUCUACAAACUGAGGGACCUUCACCUGGAGGGUGAAAACUACACGGAGGCAGCUUAUACCCUGCUGCUGCACUCUCGUCUGCUCAAGUGGUCAGAUGACAUGUGUAGCCCCCAGUUUGAACUCCAUGGCUCCCAAACCCAGCGGCAGCUCAAAGAAACGCUCUACGACACCAUCAUCGACUACUUUGAUAAGGGCAAGAUGUGGGAAGAGGCCAUCACUCUGUGUAAGGAACUAGCAGAGCAGUAUGAAAAUGAGAUCUUCGACUACGAGUUGCUCAGCAAGAGACUGGAGAAACAAGCCAGGUUCUAUGAGAAUAUCAUGAAGAUCUUGAGGCCUAAGCCGGACUACUUUGCAGUGGGAUACUAUGGACAGGGCUACCCUCCAUUCCUCAGGAACAAGGUGUUCAUCCACCGUGGUAAGGAGUAUGAGCGCAGAGAGGACUUCCAGAAUCACCUCAUGAGUCAGUUCCCCAGUUCUGUUCGCCUCAACACGACCACCAUGCCAGGAGAGGAUAUCAGGAACUCUCCACUUCAGUAUAUGCAGUGUUUCACAGUGCAGCCCGUCCUCGAGAUCCCUCCUCGCUUGAAGAACAAACCUGUUCCUGACCAGAUCAUCAACUUCUACAAGUCUAACUACGUGCAGCGAUUCCACUAUUCCAGACCUGUGAGGAAAGGACCUGUGGACCCAAACAAUGAGUUUGCUUCCAUGUGGAUUGAGCGCACAACCUUCACCACUGUGUAUAAGCUGCCUGGGAUCCUGCGCUGGUUUGAGGCUACUGACAUGAAACAUACUACCUUGUCUCCACUGGAGAAUGCCAUAGAGACCAUGGAGUCCACAAAUGAGAAGAUUCUGACCAUGAUUAACCAGUACCAGGCUGACUGGAGCCUUCCCAUCAACCCUCUCUCCAUGCUGCUCAAUGGCAUCGUGGAUCCAGCUGUAAUGGGCGGCUUUGCCAAGUAUGAGAAGGCAUUCUUUACCGAAGAAUACAACCAGCAGCACCCGGAGGACAGAGACAAACUGCUGCGGCUCAAAGACCUCAUCGCCUGGCAGAUCCCAUUACUAGGUGGAGGAAUCUCCCUCCAUGGAAAGAGAGUGACAGAUGACCUGCGUCCUUUCCAUGACCGCAUGGAAGAAUGUUUCAAACAGCUAAAGAAGAAAGUGGAGAAAGAAUACGGAGUGAGAGAGCUGCCCGAUUUGGAUGAGAGAAAGUCCACUCGUCCUCGCUCCAUGCUGCGCUCCAUUCGUCAGUCCAUCAUCUCCAUUUCCUCUCUGCAAGGAUCUGAAUGUGGGACUCCAACCAAGACCCAUGCAGACAGGGACCUCCCUCCUGAGUCUCCGAACUCCUGGACCUCCAGCCUGCAGCGUUCCAGCGGCAGUGUUAGUGUAAGUACGGUGGAGGAGGGAGUGGUGACGGUGGGCGAUGCAGAGGUCAAAAUGAGGAAGAGUAAGAAGAAGAAGAAAAGGAGCAGCAUGAUCUUCAUCUCAGAGGAAAGAGAAAGGACAAAUACGCUGGACUGCAAACGGCUGUCCAAGAAACAGGAGUUCCGCAGUGACACCAACUUGUCUGAGCCAAAUGAAGGAAAUGUGUUGCUGACCAAUGCCAAUUCCAGAUCCCUGCCUGCCAUCACCGGUCUGUCCUUGGCAGUGAUUGGAGGGACCGAGGAGGUGGACACCUCCAGGGCCAGGAGAGACAGUAAGAGCAUGUCUGUCUGUGGGACCUCUGACCGGACAGCAGACAGACGUUCAAAGGGCGUCAUUAAUCUGCUCUUCAAGUCCAAGAGCUCCAAAUCAGAGGAUACAAAGCACAGCGAUCCAGCCAAAGACAGUGGCAAUCAUUUCUGAAGUACCUUAUUUUAACCUCCUAUUUCCUUCACUGAUUUAAAGGAAUUUUAGUUUUUUUGUUUUUUUAUACAAAAAGACCUAAACCUGCCACCAAAACCAAAAUAAAUCACUCAGUCUGCUUGUGAGUCUCAGUAUUGCUGUUGCCUUAAUAUAAUUGAUUUUACCUAUCAAUAAAGGCUAUUUUUGUUGAGUGAC
This is a messenger RNA of Stegastes partitus (bicolor damselfish), 5828 nucleotides long. It is a transcript of the gene dock2, whose product is annotated as dedicator of cytokinesis 2. The coding region runs from base 108 to 5633 and encodes 1841 amino acids. The record is from RefSeq and is a predicted model, not a curated record. Gene Ontology annotation, biological process: small GTPase-mediated signal transduction; cell migration; actin cytoskeleton organization. Gene Ontology annotation, molecular function: GTPase activator activity; guanyl-nucleotide exchange factor activity; small GTPase binding. Gene Ontology annotation, cellular component: plasma membrane; cytoplasm. NCBI's taxonomy places the organism in Eukaryota, Metazoa, Chordata, Actinopteri, Pomacentridae. The transcript has 51 exons.